AUGUUACUUCGCGUGCUUAUGAAUUUUUUCGAUGGCCAAGGCUACGUUCAGUAUUUAUCGCAAGUAGCACCAACUGUAUCCCAAUAUAGUAGCAAUCAUACAUUAAGGAUAUCAUUAACGACAUCUUCCACCGAUGGUCUUGUACUGCAUACUGUUGGUCGUGAUCGAUCCAGUGUUACAUUGCAAUUAUGGAAAGGAUUUCUACGUUAUGGAUUUACAACACCGGACGGUAGAACCAAUUGGAUCCAUAAUUCGGGAAAUAUCAGUGAUAAUAACUUGCAUUCUAUCACUAUCAGGAAAGCAGGGUACACUGGCUAUUUAUCUGUGGAUACAACAACAAGUGCUAGUGUUAAUUUUACUAUGGGACACCGUGGCUCACCUUUCGAUAAUAUCAUCUACGCUGGUGGUCUUCCGUCGGAUUUGGCAAGCGCCCAACGUCCAUUUUUAAUCGGUUGCAUUGGCAAAAUUGUAGUGGACCAACAAACGUUGCCAGCAAAUAAUGCUGCUAUGAAAUUUUGGUCUAGAAUAAAUUUCGGCAAUGUUACCACUAGUUGUACGGCAUUAACAAUCUAUACACCUUAUACUUUCUUGGAUACAUCAUCGCACAUGACAUUUAAUUCACUAUCGCCAUCAUUUACCCUAUCCUUUUCAUUUCGUACUGUCCAUUACGGGUUUGGCAUUGAGUUAAUCUCCUUAGCACGAUUACCAACGCAACUGAAUCCAUUUUAUGUUAGUAUUGAAUUUGGUAAAUUAAGUGUUAAAUUUAUUGGAACACAAGAUAUUUUCCUUUUUGAAACCAGUGUUACCGACGGUGUUUGGCAUCAAUUUACAUUGAAUGUUGUUAAUGAUCGCUUUACAGCAACUUUAGACGGUAAAAGUAAAGCAUUAAUAUUUUUACGUGGCAGUGAUCAAAUUGCAAGGCCAACCAUCAUUAUUGGUCGUUCAUCAGGGACAGGUUUUAAAGGAUGUAUACGUGAUAUCAAGAUUAAUCAAGUUCGUGUCAAUAUUGAUGACGGCAAUGUUACUAAAAAUUCAGUGAUUAAAAAUGGCUGCACUGUGUCCAAUUUGUGCUAUCCGGUCUCACCUUGUUUUAAUAAUGGCAUCUGUAGUAUGGUAGAUAAUACAUUUCGAUGUGAUUGUGAUAUAUCGAGGCCAUACCAAGGACAAUAUUGCCAUCUAUAUCGAUAUAAAAAAUCAUGCCACGAUCACUUUCAAAGUGAUACUAGAAAUUUGAGCAAUAAUUAUAUGAUUGAUCCAGAUGGUCCAUAUGGUUCUAAUUUGCCAUUUACAGUCUACUGUGAUGGUAGAUCACCUAGCGAUACUGUAGCUACGCAUAAUAAUACUUUACAGAGGAAUUUACGUCCUAUUGCGGCUAAUGUUGGGCCCGGUAAAGCAGUCACUCCAUUAGGCUAUCUUGCUACAACGAAUAACAUCAAUCAACGGGGAAAUACAAUUUCAAUUCAACAAUUAUCUGCUUUGGCUAAAGUAUCAGAUCGUUGUCGUCAAGAUCUUAGCUUUACUUGUAGACAAGCACUAUUACUUAAUUCACCUGGACAACCUUAUAUCUGGUGGAUAUCACAAGAUGGUCGAAGAAUGAAAAAUUGGGCUGGAGCUCCAUCAAAUUCGUCUAAAUGUGCAUGUGGCGUCGUAAAUAAUUGCUAUAACAAAAAUAAAUCAUGCAAUUGUGAUUCAUUUGCUAACCGUGUUCUAGAAGAUAGAGGAACAUUAAACGACAAAAGAUAUUUACCUAUAAAAGAAUUACACCUUGGCUUGUCACAAAUAACCAAUUCAACUUUUGCCUCCUACGAUAUUGGCAAUUUUAUCUGUAGUGGACCAGCUCAGCCGAGUAAUAUCAUUACUCUAUCGUCCACUACUCAUGGCCUACUGAUCAAUGACUGGGGAAAAUAUUUUAAAACAUCGAUUCAAUUUUAUUUUAAAACUCAAGUAUCUGCUGGUACGCUGUUAAGUUAUAAAGGAUUAUCCUUUGAUUACUUUACAAUUAAAAUGUCUGCAGACCAGUUUGAAUUGAGGUAUAACUAUGGCCAUACUGUUAGCGAUAGUAAAAUUGUUGUUCGCCGGCCAUCACAAGGUCAACUUUUUAAUAAUAAUCAGUGGCAUAUGGUUAAAAUUCAGUUUUUCCCUGGAAUUGCGUCUCUUCAAAUCGAUCGCUUGCCCAUCCGAAACCAUAUUAAUCUUCAUGGUAUACAAAAUCAUCGAUUUACGAACAUCAAUGGCCCACUUAUUAUUGGUUCUAACUUAAUUGGCCAAACAGGAUUUGCUGGUUGCAUUGGCGAUUUAAUCAUCGAUUAUAAAUUGCUCGAUUUACCUAAUUUGGCUGCAAGACCUGGUCAAAAAGGUCUCCGAUCUGGAUGUGCUGAUGCCUGUUAUAAUAAGCCAUGCAAGCAUAAUAAUCCAUGUAGUGGUGAUUUGUUUUCAUUUACAUGCAAUUGCUCUCAAUCAAGUUAUACAGGAUCAACAUGUAGUUAUGUUAAGGGUGCCAGCAUUGCAGGAGAUGGCUAUAUUCAAUAUACAUCACCUAAUGUCAAUUUUGUCUCUGGCCAACAACAUCAUAACAUCCUCUUUUCAUUUGUCACUACAGAAAGUGAUAUUGCUCUCAUGACUAUCAAUGCCAGUAAUAUUUAUUUAGGCUUUAGUUUACGCAAUGGUCGUAUAAUGUAUAGCAUUAAUAGCGCUAUCGUUCAACUGCCAUUAACUGUUAAUGAUGGAGUUAAACAUAAUGUGACGAUAGUACCGUCGAAUGGAUCGCUAGCUGUUGAUGGAGUGGUUUUAUAUACUAGCGAAGUGAAUACCAUUUCUAGCUUACAAAAUGGCGUGAUCAGAUUAGGCAACAUCAAUAACUCUCCUACGUCAUCUUUCUGUGUGGAUAACGUAUCUUUUGCCUCUGUUCGUAUUCUCGAUAUCGCAUUCAAUAUUGGUAGACCAUCGAACAUCAUCAUUCAUACUAAUAGAAGAAAUCCAAGCAGUAGAGUGUAUGAAAAUGUUUGCUUCGAUAAAUUAACUCGACCUCCACCAAGUUAUUGGUCUUCCUUUCCUAGUACUAGACCUACAGCAACUUCUGGCUCCAUUUCCCCACCAGUAGCUCAGACUGUUGAUCCUGGCGUUAUUGUUGCUAUCGUCAUUGUGGUUGUUCUCAUUUUAGGAGCUAUUGGUACCUUUCUUAUAUUUAAAUAUCGAUCGCAUAAUUCUGGAGAACACAAUAUAACCGAUGUGGAUUCAACUAAAUUCAGCAUGGAAUAUAUUGAUAUUACCUAUAGAAAUAGCGAUAGAAAUGGCGAUACAAACGGUUAUCAUCUCGCCGAUCAUAAAGAUAAAGUAUCUAGCAAUGGCUCAUCUUCAGCGAAAAAAAAAGAAAUUCAUCUCUAA
This is a messenger RNA of Trichoplax adhaerens, 3384 nucleotides long. RefSeq lists its product as uncharacterized. Lineage: Eukaryota; Metazoa; Placozoa; Uniplacotomia; Trichoplacea; Trichoplacidae. The record is from RefSeq and is a predicted model, not a curated record. Bases 1 to 3384 code for a protein of 1127 amino acids. The transcript has 6 exons.